This is a messenger RNA of Onychomys torridus (southern grasshopper mouse), 2684 nucleotides long. It is a transcript of the gene Uhmk1, whose product is annotated as U2AF homology motif kinase 1. The transcript is spliced from 8 exons. Gene Ontology annotation, molecular function: RNA binding; protein serine/threonine kinase activity; ribonucleoprotein complex binding. The record is from RefSeq and is a predicted model, not a curated record. Lineage: Eukaryota; Metazoa; Chordata; Mammalia; Rodentia; Cricetidae. Gene Ontology annotation, biological process: positive regulation of translational initiation; peptidyl-serine phosphorylation; regulation of protein export from nucleus. Gene Ontology annotation, cellular component: nucleus; neuronal ribonucleoprotein granule. The coding region runs from base 174 to 1433 and encodes 419 amino acids.
CUGGGCUCACUCCCGCUUCCGGUGUCAUGGCGGCCUGAGGUCCCGGGAGUCGGUGCGGGCGCUGCGGGCCCCUCCCUGCGGAGCGGCGGAUCCGGGCGGGGAUGUGACGGCGGGCGCCGCGGGCCUUCCUGGCGCGUCGUGUCGGCUCGCGUGUCCUCGCCCCAGCCCGCACCAUGGCGGGGUCCGGCUGCGCGUGGGGCGCCGAGCCGCCGCGCUUCCUGGAGGCCUUCGGGCGGCUGUGGCAGGUACAGAGCCGCCUGGGCAGCGGCUCAUCGGCCUCGGUGUAUCGGGUGCGCUGCUGCGGCACCCCGGGCUCGCCCCCCGGAGCCCUCAAGCAGUUCCUGCCUCCGGGAACCACCGGGGCUGCGGCCUCGGCCGCGGAGUAUGGUUUCCGCAAAGAGAGGGCGGCGCUGGAGCAGUUGCAGGGUCACAGGAACAUCGUGACUUUGUAUGGAGUCUUUACCAUACACUUCUCUCCAAAUGUGCCAUCACGCUGUCUGUUGCUUGAACUCCUGGAUGUCAGUGUUUCGGAAUUGCUUUUAUAUUCUAGUCACCAGGGUUGCUCCAUGUGGAUGAUACAGCAUUGUGCCCGAGAUGUUCUGGAGGCCCUUGCUUUUCUUCACCACGAGGGCUAUGUCCAUGCAGACCUCAAACCACGAAACAUACUGUGGAGUGCCGAGAAUGAAUGCUUUAAGCUUAUUGACUUUGGACUUAGCUUCAAAGAAGGCAAUCAGGAUGUGAAGUAUAUUCAGACAGACGGGUAUCGCGCUCCAGAAGCAGAACUGCAAAACUGCUUGGCCCAGGCUGGCCUGCAGAGUGAUACAGAAUGUACCUCAGCUGUUGAUCUGUGGAGCCUUGGAAUCAUUUUACUGGAAAUGUUCUCAGGAAUGAAACUGAAACAUACAGUCAGAUCUCAGGAAUGGAAGGCAAACAGUUCUGCUAUUAUUGAUCAUAUAUUUGCCAGUAAAGCAGUGGUGAAUGCCGCAAUUCCAGCCUAUCACCUCAGAGACCUUAUCAAAAGCAUGCUUCAUGAUGACCCAAGCAGAAGGAUCCCUGCUGAGAUGGCAUUGUGCAGCCCAUUCUUUAGCAUUCCUUUUGCCCCUCAUAUUGAAGAUCUGGUGAUGCUUCCAACUCCAGUGCUCAGACUCCUCAAUGUGCUGGACGAUGAUUAUCUUGAAAAUGAAGAUGAAUAUGAAGAUGUUGUAGAAGAUGUCAAAGAGGAGUGUCAGAAAUAUGGACCAGUGGUUUCUCUGCUUGUUCCAAAGGAAAAUCCUGGCAGAGGACAAGUCUUUGUUGAGUAUGCAAACGCUGGUGAUUCCAAAGCUGCUCAGAAGCUGCUGACUGGGAGGAUGUUUGACGGAAAGUUUGUUGUGGCUACAUUCUACCCGCUGAGUGCCUACAAGAGGGGAUACCUGUAUCAAACCUUGCUUUAAUCAUAACCUAAGGACUAGUUCCUGUUUCUCCUCUUCCAUUUCUUGGAUUAUUAUAUUCCACAGCUGAAUGCAGGAGCACCCCUUUACCCAUUUUAAAGGGUACCUUGUACAUUUAUUUAAUCCUACUAAUGUGCAGCCAUUGCCCACACAGUGACUGCAUUGCAAAUAUUGGCACUGAGUAGGACAAGACCUCUCAGCUAUACAUUGAGGGGUUAGAGCACCCAUGUGGGCACCCUUUAUUUGUGCAGUAGGGCAGGUGCUGCUCUUUAUUGUGUAACCUAAAAAAGAUGUCAUUUCAUGUGAUGAUGAAGCAAAGAUGAGUCAUUUGUCAUAGUGAGUAUUAUUAACAAAUUUGUUAGGGUUGGUGACACCACAGAUGAUUUGUUUGUAUUGUCAGGUGUUAUUGUUAUUCUAGCUGGCACUGGAUGCUCUAAUGUUAAGUCAUUGUCAAGCAGCAGUUACCUACCGUGUUCUUAACAAUGAGUUGUGAAUUUUUCUAAAGGAGUACUGUAGGACUUAAUAUUCCUCUGAAGAAACUGCAGUGAGCCUAUCAACGUUUUUAAAAUUACUAUUACGGCUUUUAAAAUAGAAAGCUGAUGCUUGAUCUUGCACAAUUUUUAUGUCUAGUAUGUGUGCUUGAGUGGGUGUGCAGGUGUGAAAGAAUAGAGAAAUCUGAGUCAGUGUACUUUAUAGUGUGAGUCUUGUGAUCUAAUAUAGUCUAUAACCAUUUCUUCCUACCUGUUUCACACUUGUGAGACUUGAGAUAGGGGUUUCUUGAAAGUCGGUCUGACUGAUAGAAUGUAAAUGACUGAGCAGUUCAUUCCCACAAAGUGCAGAACAAACUGGAGUCUAGACCGGGUUACACUGAAACUCUUCAAAGUAACUGGAACAAAGAAGGUUUCGGUACGUGUAAAUGACCCUGUUCUUCAGUCUGCUUUAGAUGCAAGAUUGACUCGUCUGUUUUGUACUGAACCUCUUGUGAUAAUUGUAGAAUUCCUUCAGGUGUGAGUUUCUUCAGUUAUAGUGGAAAAUUGAAGUGGGUCAGAAAGAAAAGUUGGUUGUGCAGUGAAGGGAGAACAGUGUGAAGAAGGUAGCUGGCUAAUCACGGAUCCUUUUCCCCGCGCCCUCCCUGCUGCCUACCACCGCCAUCCCCUCCCCCUUUGCCCCUCUGCAGCUGGGGGCAGUGUCCAGUCAUCUGGCUUUUGACUGGAAGGGAGUAAAGAAAGGUUGGGGUGUUACGAGGUGGAAGUA